Messenger RNA from Schistosoma turkestanicum, 1297 nucleotides. The record is from the annotation of a GenBank genome assembly. Lineage: Eukaryota; Metazoa; Platyhelminthes; Trematoda; Strigeidida; Schistosomatidae.
UUUUGUUUAGAAUUGAGAAAAGCAGACUGGAAGAUAAAACUGAUAAUUAUCUAGGACAAAUGUAAACUAAAUAUUCUACAUUGAAAAAAUACAUUUUUCACACAAAAGAAAACAUGUACAACGUCAUUAAAAAUGUGUUCAUUAUCGUAGAUGUAACGAUAAGAAUUUUUAUUUUACAUAUCUGUUAUGUAGAUACUGAGAUAUGGAACGAGGAGCUACUUUUAAAAGAAAACUUCAUAAAUGGAUCACCUAACCUGUGUCAAAAUGGUAGACAUCAAUCACCGAUUAAUAUUAUGACCAAAAAUCUUGUAUAUGAUCAUUCAUUAGCUCCAAUGGAUAUAGAAGGACUGGAAAAGCAACUUGAAUUGAUCGUUGAAAAUUGUGGUUAUGAUAUACGAAUAAGCUUAACUAAUGAAUUUGUACAACUCAAUGGUGGUCCAUCGUCUUAUGCUUAUCGUAUUGCUUUUAUGCAAAUUAAAUUUGGCUCAGCAUCAACUCAAGGAUCAGAGCAUACAAUCGAUGGUAAAGCAUUUCCAGGUGAAUUACAGAUUUAUUCAUUUAAUAAUGAAUUAUACAACAAUUUAUCUGAAGCAUCUUAUCGUCCAAAUGGUAUUCUUGCUGUCAGUGUUUUCUUUAAACUUGGAAAUGCAACGAAUAAAGAUCUUUUAGGAGUUGUGGCUGCAGCUGAACAAACAAUAUUUAAAGGGGAAACAUUCCAACUGAAAGGUCUUGAACUACGUUCACUGCUAACGUCAACACAUGAAUUUAUGACAUAUGAAGGAUCACUGCCAUUUCCUCCAUGUCAUGAAACAGUUACCUGGAUCAUACUGAAUCAUCCUAUAACGAUUACUGAAACAGAAUUAAAAACACUUCGGCGAUUGCGAGUAGCUAAUACAUUAUGGUCAGGAUCGAUGGCUGACAAUUUUCGACCAACACAAUCUAUUAAUAACCGAUCAGUUCGUACGAAUAUCAAUUUUCGUAGUUCGAAUGAAGCGUGUGAUGUGCGAAAACAAUUUUCAUAUGUUGCUAAUAUUCCACAAGUUUAAAAUAUGGGAAUCUGUAAAACGGGAUUCGAAAAAAAAUCAAACUGAAUCACUGUCCUUAUUUUGCCUUCCAUCAAAAAAAUUGAAAAAAUAAUCAGGAAAAACUCACCAAUUGUAAUAGAGAAAACUUUCAUUUGUUUGUUUUCUUUGAUUAAUUUUAAACAAAAAAUAAGACUUGUUUCUAUUUGUAUUUAUAAUUAAUUAUCUAUUAACUCUAUUAGAUUAUUCUUUUUUGUACAGAAUAUCAUUUUAUC